GUGACGUACUACAGCAAAGUAGUAGCGAUACAGACCACCAUUCAUACACUACACAGCACAAUACUGCAAAAUUUCGGAGCGCUCCCAUCCGCGCUUUCCGUCAACUUUUUGUUUUAAUAACACCAUGUAAGCGGCUACGCCGGGUUUUCGCUGCUGCUGCCGUUUUAAUUUGUUUUUCCGACGCGCAUUUUUUUUUUAAUUCUUUUACUUAAAAAUAUUCGCAUGAAAUGUGAAAAUAUCCCUUAAGACACCGGGGAAACUUUGAAACUAUUUUAUUUUUUCGUUUGGAAGUGCGGACCUUAGUGCAGUGCAACAAACCUUUCCUUUGUAGACUUUACUAACAACAGUUGAGAAAAACCGUGUAAUGAUAGCAGAGAGCAAUGGGUAGCAAGAGAAUUAAAAGUCGCGUAGCCAGUGUAGAAGACUCAUCGUAUAUGUCGCUCGAAAAAAAUGGCAGAGUGUUCUUACGCGAAAUGUGUCCAGCAGAGAAGGAAUAUUAGAAAAGAUCUCCAACGAUGGACAAAAAAUAUGGUUCAUAUUGUCGGGUUGGAACGCAUCGCUGAAGAGUUGAUGGGCCGAAGGAAAUGGAAAAUUUACCAAGAAUCCAUGUCCAGAAGUUAUUUACAACCACUGAACAACAAUAUAAAGCGUACGAGCAAUUCAACGGGAGUUACGGACGAAGACUGUUUUCAACGUUCUCAAAAGGAGAACAGCCAGCCUGCUGUUGGCAGCCCAAAAAGUCUUGGAAAAUACCCCACAAUAAAACAGGGAGACCGACAGGGCGAAGACGCGGACGAGCAGGAGCCAGAAGUGUCGUCAGAACGAUUCAAGGUCAACCGCAAUCACCUCCACGCGAACGGCACCUGCGCCGCAGAGGAGGAGCACAGAGUGCCACCGGGUGCCGACGGCGGCGACGCCGGCCGUCACCUUCAGAACGGCGACGACGCAGCAGCGGCGGACGCGCACUUGGAUUGGUCGCCUGCGCAGAGCAGACACUGCGUUUUCUGCGCAGACUGCGGAGACGCCAAACUGGAUAGUGAACACGACGUGCACCACGGGGACCUGAGCCCCCGCCCAUCGGACUCAGACACAUCGGACAGUGGCGGACGAAGCGGAGACGAGGCGGACGGCAGAUCGCACUCGUCGCCUACACCACCGCCGCCCAGACUGCCGCCCACGGCCGCCCAAUUGGCAGCCGCCGCCGGCCUACGGCCCAACAUGACGUCGGUGGACGUCGCGCUGGCCGUCGCGGCGCUCACGGGCGGCACGCCGCCCGGUGCACCGCCCGGAGCGCCGCCCUUGCCUUUUUAUGCGCCCAGCAUGUUGACGCAUAACUGGUAUCUUGCCAAUGUGGCUCGCCAAUUCCAAACUGCCGCGGUUGCCUCGGCUGCCUCGACCGAUGUGGAUAAAAACAGCGGUGGAGGUGAGCAGCCUCUCGAUCUCAGUAAAGGGUCCAGCACUAAUGUCCCCAAUAGUUCGCCUGAACCCAAAUCUAAUGUUAGUAACAAUGUUAGGUUACCCACGUUGGAAACCAAACAAAUUUUUAGGAUGUCUGAUAAACAAACUAAUUUGUCAUAUAACAUUUUAGAACUUCCAUCAAAUAAGACAGUUUUCCGACUUCAGGCAAAACCGCGUAUGUCAGCAGUAGCGGGGCGUAGGACGUACACUGAAGACGAGCUCCAGGCAGCCCUUAGGGACAUCCAGUCUGGAAAGUUGGGCACCAGAAGGGCUGCAGUCAUCUACGGCAUCCCAAGAUCCACCCUUAGGAACAAAGUGUAUAAACUUGCCUUGGAACGUGAGAGGGAGAGUCACCUUAACAGUUCUACUCCUUUGAAACUUGAGGAGGAUGAAGGAUUGGAUGACGAUAAGGAACUCUCUGGAACCGAGGAGGAGAAGGAGGUUGAAAAGGCUUUACAGGCUCCCCUGCUUUCGAUGGCCGAUAUCCUCAGGUUCUCUGGCAUGGAACACUCACCCGAAGCCAUAAAACUCUUUUUGCAGAAAGCGAAGGAGAGCCAAGAGGCUGGAUCUUCGCCUCUGGAUCAAAGUGAGAUCAUUCAGUACCUGCAGGUACGAAAUGCCCUGAUCGCGUCACAAAACAUCCUGGCCAAUCAAAAGCCGCCAGACGGAUCAGUAUUACACAACAUCAUUCCCGAGUUAGCCAAAAGGCUGAUCGUCGAAGAACACCUGAAGAUCCAGAACAACAACGGUGAUAGCGAGAGGCUUUUGAGGCCCAGUCCCUCAAAUUCUGUUAUUACUAAGGUUGAAAAGUCUUUGGAACCCUCCCCGUCGCCCGACUCCGACCCACCCUCGAAUGUGAUAAAAUAUCCGUCCUUCCGGCCGACCCCACCCGCCCCUCCAAAAAAUGGCUGCGACAUUUUUAGUAGGAGCAACUCCAUCGACUCUACGAGCGGUAGACUCGUAUCGCCUCCCGUAACCAGCGAGUCGAACUCACCGCCCAUUUUACCCGGCAAGGGUUUACUUAUUAAAGACGUGAUUACGCAAAGUAUAACGCAAAAGUUUCAACAAGGAUUAGAUCCGGUAAGGAGGCCCUCCAUACCCAUGGACUUGGAGUUUAAAAGGAGCGGCUUUACGCCACCUUUGGGCGGGUUACCGUCGGUCAUCAAGAGUCAGCAGGACGUGAAUAGAUAUCAUCAUUCGCAGCAGCAGUCGCAUCAACAGCAGCAGUCUGCUCAACAGAAUAAACCUCAGCAGGGAAGUCAAGGGGGACAGCCCUCAGGAGGUAAAGGUACUAGGCCAAAACGUGGAAAAUAUCGAAAUUACGAUAGAGAUAGUUUGGUGGAGGCAGUAAGGGCUGUGCAAAGGGGUGAAAUGUCCGUUCAUAGGGCGGGCAGCUAUUAUGGCGUACCCCAUUCAACGUUAGAGUACAAAGUUAAAGAGAGGCAUUUGAUGAGGCCACGUAAGAGGGACCCGAAGCCAAAUCCUGUCGAUGAAAAAAUCGCCAGCCUUAAGCAAAACGACCUUAAAAUUGCCCAGGAAAAGUUGAAGCAACAACAACAGCAACAACAGCAGCAGCAACAACAACAGCAACAAAACGUAAUCAAACCUCCUCAGCAAAAAUUUCCACCCUCCUCGCCGAAUGGUAUUAAGUUGCCCCUGUUUGAAGCUGCAGCGGGACUAAGUCCUGCAGCAGCUGCGGGACUAGCCUCAGGUACUUAUCCGCCUCCAUUCCCUUUUUGGCCUCACCCUGGUUUCCCUCCUAAUCCCAUGGAGUACGCAGCUGCUGCGGCUGCCGCAAGAGGUCAGGCCGGUCCUUUCUUGUCUCCCAGUGAGUUUUUCGCCUCCCAAAUGAUGCAGAAGCUCCAGGAGGAAAGGGAGAGGAGUAUGGGCACACCAUCUCCUCAAGGUGGGGCUGCCACUUUGGCCAAGAGUGCAAGACAAAUGGCGGAAUCUUUGCUGGAUGGGUCUGGACCCAACGGGUCGUUCCUGGAUGGUAUAAUACGUUCCAGUCUCGAAUCGGGAGUGCCAAGCUCCGAUGAGAAAUCAAUUAAGGACGAGAAGAACAUUGCACCUGAAAAUAUGUCGAAUAAAGCAUUACUGGAUCAGCUGUGUAGAAACAGCCGACUAACUCCACUACCAAAGCCAAACUUGACGGACGCUAGUAGCUCCGGGGACGAGUCUUACCGGAAAAGUACAAGUCCUCUUAACUUCUCAACAGGAGUAAGCAACUCGCAUAAUAACCAAGAGGACUCGAAACCGCACAGAUCGUCCCCGCCACCAAUCAAAAUCGAGAGGAACAAUUCGAUCGAUCACUCGGUCGAACUGUCAAACGACUCGAGUGAUUCCGCGAGCCAUAACGAGCGUAAACGAAGUCGAGACGAGGAGUCGACGAACUCGACCGACCACGAGCGGAAACACCCGAGAAUCUACCUGAAACAAGACCUGGUCAAGCCAGAAAAUUUAAAACCGGAGAUGUUGGUGCGAUAUCGUGAGCUUCUGCCAGAAAGAAAUGGCUCGGGGAUCAAAACAGAAAGUACGGCAGGAAGCAGUGCCUCCGAUAACGACGCACUACAAGACUGACAUUUACCUUUUGUAAGAGAAAGAAUUUUUUAUUAAAAGAAUCAAAAGAUGAACACACACAUACCAUGGAACUGCCAAGGGGGGAUGUCAGGGGCGUAGACGGACGCAUACGGAGCCCCCUUACGGCGUGGUUGUAAGAAUAACUUAUAUGCAAAACAAAAAAUGAGCUCGACGUGACGUGUUUGUUGAUAAUUUAUUGUUUUUUACCUAUUUUUUUUCUGUUUUCACGUAGAUUUAGCAAAAUCGUCUUAUAUGUAAAAGCAUCAAAGCAGUCUUUAUAUAUAUACAUAUAUAUUCUAUAUUUAUUAGGUGUUUUUCGACUCUAAAGUAUAUACUCGUAAAUUUUGUACGCGUGGAAGAUAUAGUACCCAAGAAUGAUUAUCAAAAUUUAAAAAAAAUAUUGCACUAUAUCUUUUACCCUUAAGUGUUUAAUCCCCCGUUCGGUGUAUUUGGCAUAAUGUAAAAAUUUUAAAUGUACUCUUCUAUGUGUCUUACGUGUUUGUAUACCUCAAAAAAAUGUAUAAAAAAUAUCUCCCUUGUUCUACGCGUAAUUAUAUUUACCAAGCUGCUUUGAUGAUACAUAAAAUGUUCGUUAUAUACAGGGUAUUAAAAAAAUGUCCUGUAUAUAAUGAAAUCGUUGUUGAUAUAUAAAAUAUUAGCAAAGGUAUCCCGCGAUUAAUUGAAAGAAAAAUUAUAUCUAUCUGUGAUUUAAUCAAAAUUUUUGAUGUAUAUUUUCUCUAAAAAUAUCUUAAAAUAUUAUAUUAAAAUUUAAACUAGCAGGUAGUUUAUUCGAUACGAGAAAAUUCUUGAUUUAAAUUUUUACAACGAAGCGUUUUACUAUGAUUUGUUUAUUGCUUUUGACACAGUUUAUUCAAAAAUUAUCCAGUAUCAAAUGAUUUUGCGUAGUUCGAAAUAUAUUUUGGAAUUGACAAAACCGAGUACAAAUAUUUGGGUACAAAUUUUAAUUUAGAACAAAUCUCUUAGUUUGCAGUGGUUUUUUAUCAACAAAUCAACAAUAUCUGCGCAAAAUUAUUGGUUCGAAUUAAUGAAAAGUGGUUAAAACGCUUCGUGAUAGGAAAGCUGAUAAUAUAGACCUAAAACAGUUCGCGUCUCUUUAUUUUUUACAUUAAUUUAAUGUAAAAUAAUAACGCAGAAGCUAUUGUACAGGUUUGCUAACGUUCUGGCCACAUUAUAAGUUUUCCUGGGUGAUACUGUUUUUGUUUUGUUUAAUUUUUUUUGAUAUAACAAAGAAGUGCAAUUAGAUGGUAUAUACAUAAUACAUAUAUAUUUACAUCAAUAUUAACUAGUAUAUAAGAUAUAUUAAAAGUAUAUUAUAUAUUUGAAAAAAAAAAUGGAAGCUAUUUUGUUUGAGAGGUAAAAGAUUGACUCCAGGUAGAGUUAAACAAAAGAAAAAUAAGAUAAAAUUUGCUUCUUUCUUCCCCUUUAUCCACAACACUUUUUCUCAACAACCGUCAGAUGAUUACAACCAACCAUAAACCGAACCGAUACCGACAGUUAUAAUAAACGAUCGAGAAAAAUGUUUGUAACAGAUUUAUAUUAAAUUUUAAUAAUUUAAAAAAGUGAGAUUUUAAUUAUUGCCAUUGCGAAAAUUAAUUUUUAAUAAUGGGAUUAUAAAAAAAUUAGUUGAAAUUUUAUUGAUUUGCAUUUUUCAAAGGGCAUCUUUUAAAAAUUCACACCUUUUUAAGAUUUAGUAACUUAAAAGUGCUUUAAAUAUUAUAAAUGGAAUAUGAAAAUUACUAAAAAUUAAUUAAAAUGUAUAAAUAAUAUUAAUUUGCAUCCGCAUUUUUGUUGUUAUUUUUCUCUUUUAAAAUAUGUAAUUGGCUAAAAUAGCUUUUCCAAUAUUCUGAAUGAAACUGAAAAUACUAAAAAUUUAAAAAUAUUUUUUAUUUAGAUAUCUAAAUAAGUCAAUUCUAAAAGUGUGCAUAAUUUAUGUUAAAAAAACACGAUUUUUAU
Anthonomus grandis grandis is the source of this 6012-nucleotide messenger RNA. RefSeq names its product mushroom body large-type Kenyon cell-specific protein 1 (gene Eip93F). Gene Ontology annotation, biological process: regulation of transcription by RNA polymerase II. Gene Ontology annotation, molecular function: DNA binding. The record is from RefSeq and is a predicted model, not a curated record. Gene Ontology annotation, cellular component: nucleus. The transcript has 15 exons. Bases 451 to 4038 code for a protein of 1195 amino acids. NCBI's taxonomy places the organism in Eukaryota, Metazoa, Arthropoda, Insecta, Coleoptera, Curculionidae.